GAUCGAGCUGCGAGCUGUGGGGAAGAUCUCCGAGGGUGAGGAGCUGACCGUGAGCUACGUGGACUUCCUCAACCUGUCUGCUGACCGCCAGAAGAACCUGAGGGAGAGUUUCCACUUCGAGUGCACCUGCCAACACUGCAGCGAGAAGAUCAGUGACGACCUGAUGACGGCCACCGCAGAGAAGGGAGGAAGCAAACCGUCUGCUGAUAAGGUGAAGGAGAUCAUCGCCCUCAGUAAGGAGUAUCUGGAGAAGAUUGAUAUUGCCCGUAUUGAUCGGGACUAUCAUAAGGUGGUGACCUUGUGCUGUGAGUGUCUGGAGAAGCAGGAGAACGUGUUGGCCGACACUAACCUGUUGAAGCUGCGUGUGUUCAGCAUCACCAGUGAGGUGCUCUCUUUCCUGCGCAACUUCUCCGAGGCUUCAGACUACGCCCGCCGGAUGGUGGAGGGAUACACGAAGCUGUGUCACCCUAACAACGCUCUGCUGGGGAUGGCCACCAUGAGAGCCGGAGUCACUCACUGGCACGGCGGACAGAUCGAGGCCGGACACAAGUUCAUCUGCAAGGCUUACGGCAUCCUGAUGGUGACGCACGGACCCAACCACGCUAUCACCAAGGACCUGGAGUCCAUGCGCACGCAGACUGAGCUGGAGCUGAAGAUGUUUAAGGAGGACGAUAAGAAGUACCAGAGCAUGAGAGACGCCGCUCUGCAGAUCACCGUCUGAAUAUGAGGAAGAGGUCUUUACUGCAAGACCCUCACCUUCAUCACCUUCAUCACUGAAACAUGACGUGUUCAUGCAGUAUGUCUGAUAUUACACUGUUCUGUUUAAACUAAUAAAACAGUCCAAUAAAAGUGAA
Molecule: messenger RNA, 854 nt
Organism: Gymnodraco acuticeps
Lineage: Eukaryota; Metazoa; Chordata; Actinopteri; Perciformes; Bathydraconidae
Gene: smyd1a
Product: SET and MYND domain containing 1a
Cellular component (GO): nucleus
Molecular function (GO): protein binding
Source: RefSeq, a predicted model, not a curated record